CCCAAACUGCCGCCUUCACACCAAUUUCUUCGUUGCACAGCUGGCUCGAAUCAGAGGCGACCACGCAAACUUAUCUGCAACUGGGAUUUUCUGCAUUUGUCUGUCCUCCCCUCCUCCUUUCCCCACUUCCCCCUUCCUUCGCUCGUUCUACCGCCUAAAGAUGUCAAUUUAUGUCAUUAUGCUACACCCUCCCCCACCCUUUCUACCCAUGCCCUUGCAUCCCUCCCCCCCCGCCAUCUGAUGUUAGGCCCUUUCCCCACAUCUUGGGUGACGUGGGUUUGCAUUAUCCGGAGUCGUGCCUACCUGCCUUGGUGGAGAGGGCUUCAAUCAAAGAAUUUGAGGUUGAUCCCGUUGACGCAUUCGUUCUUUGCAGGCACGCACCCCCACCGCCGUAAUACCUGAUAUCGCCGUGGCACCACCCUCGUUGCAGAUAGCCUCCAUCGUCAGCUAGUUUGGUUUGCUCCAUUGCCAACGCAUACUUCUAGUUAUCGUCACCACUACCACACCUUCCGCCUCAUUUUCUUGCUCGUUCCACUAGGCGUCGUUGCAUUGGAGCCUUGCCGGGUGGAUUUGGCCUUGCUUUCCCCCACGAUCAAUUCGAGGGUGUGGAUGAACGGGCAAUUGCUGUGUUGGCAUGCUCUGUUUGGUCCGAGACGAGAGUUAAGGCGAUAACGAGACCUAGCUUCCAGGAGAGUGGUGGGGAAGGGAAUUGAGGGCUAGAAGGGGGGAAGGAAGGAGGAAACGGAGGAGGAGGAGGAGAGGGGGGAAUACGGUCCUUUAUCUAAGCUGGGGGUUUCGCCCUUUACCUUCGUUUUUUCCUCAUCAUCAAUCGCACGUUCUCUGCCAACGCAAGCUUUCUGUCCAUCUAUCGAUCCAUACUCUAUUCUAUCCUAUACCAUCAAUCCACGUAAUAGUCUGCAAUGGCUUCAAGGCUUAUCAAGGAAGAUGCACUCAUCAGAAAGGACCGGUUCAAGCGCGCUGGUGCGUUGUCUCUCUGCCAAUUCACUGUCAAAUCCUUUCAUUAUGCUAACGAUCGAGGUGGAAUAGAUGAGGCCCGGCAAACCCUCACACAAGAGCUCCACACCCUCGGGGCAUCCGUUGAUAUGGAGCUCCGUGAACGCAUAACCAACAUUCACUCCAACGCCAAUGCUCUUGAGAGUCAAAGCAAGACCCUGAGGAACCGCACCGCUGCCCUCGGGAAGACUACACGUCAAUGGAGCGGCAUGGCAGAUGGAGCUAGAACCAAGUUGAAGGAAAUCGGUGACAUUCAGAACUGGGCAGAAAUGAUCGAGCACGAUCUUCUCCUCAUUGAAGAAACCCUUAGAAUUGUCCAUGAGGACGAACUUGAAGAUGAUGAUUCUUAAAUUACUUCCUCAUUCACGACGUUCAUGAGACUCAAAACUUAACAGCUUCUGUACAUUUCCGCUUUUCUUUGUUAUUUUCCUUUUUUCUUCCUCUUCAUACUUUAUGAACGGGUGGUGGUGUGUUCUGUUUGUAUUUCUUAUUUCACUCUGGAGUUGACGUUGCUAUUUUCCUUUUCCGGAAAAGUACGUAUUGCCGUUCAUUGGUUCGCUUGUUUGCUCCUCUCCCCCUCUCUAUCUCAAAACCUGGUGGGUGGGUGGGUGUGUUGCUGUUUCAGAUGUUUGCUGGCCGGUGGUGGGCGGGAUUAUGGCAGGGUAGGGCAGGUCGGGACAGGGGAGCGGAGCGGAAGGGAAACGUGGGGGAACAGAUAGGGAGAGGGGGGGGAGGAGCUUUAUUAAUAGGUUUUAAAUAUAUUUUUAACUCCU
Messenger RNA from Tuber melanosporum (Perigord truffle), 1787 nucleotides. RefSeq lists its product as uncharacterized. NCBI's taxonomy places the organism in Eukaryota, Fungi, Ascomycota, Pezizomycetes, Pezizales, Tuberaceae. The record is from RefSeq and is a predicted model, not a curated record. The transcript has 2 exons. Gene Ontology annotation, biological process: endosomal transport. Bases 921 to 1364 code for a protein of 147 amino acids. Gene Ontology annotation, cellular component: BLOC-1 complex.